Molecule: messenger RNA, 6397 nt
Organism: Ostrea edulis (European flat oyster)
Lineage: Eukaryota; Metazoa; Mollusca; Bivalvia; Ostreida; Ostreidae
Exons: 6
Coding region: 47-904 (285 amino acids)
Source: RefSeq, a predicted model, not a curated record
UUCGCCUGGUUUAUUGACAAACAGACAGAACGUGGAACACGGCGCAAUGGACGAGGGGACGAAGUUAAAAGUGUUAAACGAGCAAGCAAAGCCAGAAAAGAGUGACAUUACUGCUCCAAAUCUGGCUAAAAAACUUCAGAAGACGAUGCUCAGCAUCAAGGGAGAGUGUAUCGGUGAGGACCGGGGAAUUGACUACGACAAACUUAAGGGCAGUGCGUCCUUCAAGGAGUAUCAAACAGAAUCAUUACAACUACAAACAGUCAACAUGGACGACCUAAGCGAGGCAGAAAGGAAGGCCUUCUUUAUCAACCUGUACAACGCCUUGACAAUCCAUGGACUGGCAGAACAGAAGUCUCUCCCCAGCUCUGUACUGGACAUUCAACAGUUCUGGAAGACCACUGCAUACAAUGUCGGGGGGCAUGUGUACAGCCUGGAUGACAUCGAACACGGCGUUUUGAGAGGGAACCGGAGUCACCCAGCUUCUACUAAACCUCAGUUUUCUUCUGAAGACCUGCGAAUCAAAUAUAUUGCAAAACUGGAUCCCAGAAUUCACUUUGCUCUCGUUUGUGGAGCUGUGUCCUGCCCAGCCAUCAAUGUCUACACAGCAGACAAUCUAGACAAGGCGUUAGACUCUGCCACACGCAAUUUCUGUAAACAAGAAGUGUCGAUGUUUACGGAGGUCAACGAGAUCUGGUUGUCGAAGAUCUUCCUGUGGUAUCGCGAUGACUUCGGAGCAGACAAUGUGGGCAUCAUAGAAUGGAUCAUGCCUUUUCUGGAGAAAGAUAUACAGGAUAGGGCCGUUCUCCUUCUGUUUCAGAUCAGAAAUCUUGGAAAAGUGGAUAUUAAAUACAACGAGUAUGAUUGGCGGCUAAACAAGCUGGGUGUCACGCCCCUUAUUCUGUGAUGAUUGGUCCUAACCACUCCUACUUUUGUGGUAGGGUUUAAAAGAGCUGUUUUAAAAGUUAAUCUGCUAGUCUUAUUGUGACAGGGAAAGUGAUGUUUUUUUGUUAUGUUGUUAUUUUAUGGUUAUUUGUCUCCCUUACAAUGUACACAUACUGUAUUGGACGAUUUUAUUUUCUGUAGUCAUUAGAACCACAAAGCAUUUUUAUUUGAAUUUAUCUAAAUCUAGUGUAAAUUAUUGCAUGCAAUGAAAUUGAUAUUACAGUACAACAUGCUUGUGACAAACACCUGUCUUUAGUAUAUCCCUGUUUAUAAUAGAGAGGUUUUCAUUUCUGGUUAUUAGCCAAUUUUCUGUAAAAAUAAACCACAAAAUUCAGACUGUGACACUUUUUAACCACAUCUGUGCUCUACCUUACCAGACAACUAUGUGUUUUUUAAAGAUUCAUCAUACAGUACAGUCUGUCUGUUUUAAUCAUUGGGAUCUUGUUUGGCAUAUGGAUAAAUGUAUUGGGUGUGUAUCAUGGACAAUGUUAUACUCUCCAUAUAAACCAUGUUUUACUGUACCCUAUAAUUAAGUUUUUUUUAAAGGGGCAUGAGCUGUGAAUGUGAUGUCAACCAUUUUUUUCUUCUCAAAAUCUCUCAAUGGCAUAGGAAUAUAUUAAAUUAAUGACUAAUAAAACCAUUUAUUUUAUACAAAAACAAGAGAAGCCUAAGUAAAACUUAAUGUAAAGAAAUAUUUAAGGAAGAAUUGUUGUCUUGCAAGACAAUGAUUAUUCAAUCAUCAAAAUCUUAUUUUGAGGUUAAGAAGUGUUUGAAAUAAUAAAAUACUGGUGUUAUUCAUAUAGAGCAAUUUUCAUUAAAUUAAAUUUUUUAUGACAAAAUUACUGAUAAUGCCCCUUUAUGAUUUGCUGUCAUACAGUAGAACCUGACUGUGUUGACCACCUGAAUCUUGAUGUGUGUCUAACUGGUGUAAGUCAAUGUGAUGCACUCGAUAUGAACAGCAUCAUUCUAUAUUUUGUCUCAUAUUAUUUGCCAAGGAUUAUUGAGAGGUGCCGAUUAAUUUUGUGGUGAAAAGGUCAUAUGUACAGGUCAUAUUGAAUAAUUUAUUUAGCAUGUGUUGCUUAACAGACUUGCAACAAUUUUCAACCAAAGCGAUGGAAAUUAUUCCAUGAUUUUGUUGUUUUGUUUAGGAAGUGAUGGUGUGUCACUCCAUGUACACAUACCCCAUUCCUCAGACAAAGGGUCACUCUCAUUUGUUUCUAGGAUCCUGCUCAAAUUUAAAGAGGGUAGGAAAAUUUGUUGUUCAGGUACACACACAAAUUCAUACUGUCACAUUCCUCUUCAUUUUUACCACUACUAGGUCUAUGUGUUACAAUCAUGUGCAAGUCAUCUCUAAAGAAUUCAGGGAAAAACUGUUCUUGCCAGACUUUGUUACAUCAUUGAAUUGUGCAAUGUUUUUUUCCAGGUACGUGUAAAUUCUUUUAGAAAAUUAAAACUCUAGUGUGUAUGAUAUUAAUUCCACAGUUUAGUAUUAAAAAGAGCUUCACGCUAGAUAUGGAUACAGGCAUUUAGUGCAGAUAUUACAGAGCUAUGUAACAAAUUAAUGAACCGCUGUUAGCAAAUUUCAUUCAGCAAGAAAAAUUAAAACUGCGAUCAGAUAUACUGUACAGUCAAACACGGGUAUAGCGAACCUCCAGUGAAAAACAAUGUGUUAAAAGUUUCAUUUGAUAUUUUCAUCUCAUAGAAAAAUAUACAUGUACAUGUAUAUAUCACUUUGCAAUAAGUGUGAAUUCAUUAUGAGUGUGUUUUACUGUACUCAUGUAAUUACUACAUCUGUGAUUCUUGUCAUCAGAUACCUUGGAAUGUCACUAAUAUUUGUUGCGGUUUAAUUUCUUAAUAACUCUAAUAAUUCUUAAUAACUAAACAGGGAUUAAUCCAUCCCUGGGGUCGUGACCUCACGAAAAAGAGACAUCCAUGAAAAUAAGCUGUCACAAAAAUUUUUUGAUUCUGCAGCAGUAACUUAACGGAUCAUUUUGAACAAAUUAAUGUUUCUAUACAGAAAGUAAUAAACACGUAGUUAUUGAACUAUGUUAUAUUGAAGUCACUUAAUGAACUAUCUGUUAUAUUAAAGUCACUUAAUGAGCUAUCUGUUAUGUGGAAGUCACUUAAUGAGCUAUCUGUUAUAUUGAACUAUCUGUUAUACUUAAGUCACUUAUAUUGAACUAUCUGUUAUUCUAAAGUAAAAAUAAAUCCCCAGUAACAUUAUUUAUAUUCAUCAUCGGUUUAUAUUGUACAUUUGAUUUAAUGAACAGGUUCAUGUAAGUCCCCUUAAUUUCAAUACAUCCAGAGUAGACUGUACAUGUAUAUCGUUUAGUCCAUUAAUAAGUCCAGUUUUGUUUUAAGCUGUUUGUCGGGCAUUGUUGUUUAAAUGCCGAAGUUGUCUGUAUAAUAGGGGUAUGAAAGUGUGGGGUAAUUCGUGGAUUAAACUGUCAUGCAUUUAUCCCAUAUAUUUAUAAGUAUAGGCUUUGUCACAUCAUUGCCUUUAUAUACAUUACAGACAACACAUUGGUGAGUGUGGAUAUUUAUUAAAUAUAUUGUACAUGUAGUCACAGAAUGUAUGUAUAGAUAAUUAGAUAGUUUGAAUUAAAUAUAUUUAUUUCUAGUGUCUUUUUCAAAUGGUAGAUAUAUUUUAUUUCAUUGUAAUCAAAAGGUCAUUGAAAUAGUUAAUUAUUCUUUAAAUUAAUGUACGUUGUAUUUAAUCAUGUUGAAUUGAUCUUGUUGUUGCUUUAGCAUUCCAAGUUUAUUUUAUUCUUAAAUGUAUUUGCCUGUUAUGUAACCGAGUUUUCACAAUAUUUUGUGUUAUGUUUGGUGUUAAUUUUAUGAAUUCUAUGAUUCCAUUAAUUACUACUGAACACUUUUUCUCUUUAUUUAGUACAAAGUUGUUGUGUACAUGUAUUUUUUACUGUUUUGGUUUUAUAUACUGGUACAGGGUGUAUCUAUGAUUGUUGAACAAAAGCAUUUUUAUACCCCCCACCAGCAAUAUGAGCAUAUAUUGCUCAAAAAUCGUCCUAAUGGGGGGUUGGGUUGAAGACAUUUAAUUUGAAAAUUAAUUUAGUAAAGGUCUACGAUUGUCUAAAUUUUCCACUUCAUCAAAUCGUGCGUGGAUUAGUUUUUAUUCAUCUCCAGACCCGAGUCCUGCUAUCUGUUCAUAAAAUCGUAAACCCAACUAUAGACACAUUAGAUAGAACUCUUCUACGAUAUUUAAUUAGAAGAUCGCUAGAGAACACUAUACAGGUUGUGUUUCCUUGUUAAUUAAUGUCAAUAUAUUGCUUUGGUUGGAACAUGCCAUGACGGUUUGAUUCCUUGUGAAUAAAUAUCAAUAUACCGUCUAAGUAGAAUUUUUAGUGAGGAUUUAAUUUUGGCAUUAUUAGCGACAGUGUUGAGGUUGCUAAAAUCAAUUGAAUAUGCUAACAAUUUAUUUGGUAUUAGAGGUGAUAGGUAUCUUUCUUGGAAUUAUAAAGUCGCUAAAAUUAGCUCUUGCUAAAUAUAUAUAUCCAUAAUUUAAUUUUAUGGACAAAUCGCUAAAAUUGUGUCAUCUAAAAAUACCACAUAUUCCUUGAGCGGAACAUGCUGUGAUGGUUUGUUCGUCGUGCGAUUCCUUGGGCGGAACAUGCUGCGAUGGUUUGUUCAUUGUGUGAUCGCUUUGGUCUGUUCACAUCAGUUGGUGCUGAUGAGUUCACAAUGUCUUCCGUUAUGUGACUUUGUCCAGUGUAUGCCAUUAAGGGGGGAUAACUAGUCUAGUUUUGAAAUAUAGCAUAGUUCAUGUGAUGUGUAGUAUAAGUAGUCUAUAUACCACGUUAGCAUUUAGGAAGAGAACCAAUAAAUUAUUCAAAAUAUUUUAUUAAUUUGAUUGAUAUGUUAAAUGGUUAAUAUAAUUGAUAAAUUUGAUCGAUAUGAUUAAAUUAUUUUUAUUAAUUAUACUUUACUUUAUUAAUUUAUGUUGAAAUUAAUGAUUGAUAUGUUAAAAAUAUUUUAAUAAUUAAUUUGAUUGAUAUGUUAAGGAUAAUUUAAUUAUUGAUUUGAUUGAUAUGUUUAAGACAUUUUAAACUUAGGACAUGGAAAAUGGGUAGUGACUGCUCUUUUGCCAAGUGCCUUGCAUUAGAAGUAAAAGUCGCGGGUCUUUUGGAUAUGACCUUAGAAAUGGAGGUCCCAUGUGAUGGCAUGGUAAAGGUCCUCAUCGGUACAAUCAAAAGUGCCAUGCAUUAAGCCAAGAGUUCCUUAACGCUGAUGUCUCUACGCAAGUGAAAAAUUCUUUAAUGGGAUGAUAAACAAUAAAUAAAAGAAAUGCCUCCACAAUACCUUUAAGAUAAAGAAUAAAAAUAGGUAGAACUCGUGGUAUAGGAUGAAGACAAUUUAAAAAAAACAUUUAUAGAAAUGUUUUAUUUCAGAGCAUUGAUAACUGUAUCGUGGUAGAUCUAGAAGGGAGAGGGUUAUAUUGGGGGUUCCUAACCUGACCAUGUUUGGUUGAAUAUUUUAAAGAAAAAAGGACAUUUUUACCAGUUUGAGGUUUUCACUUCCUACCCCUGAUCUGUUUUGGAAGGAAGGGGUAAAACCUUGGCUCACUACCACCAUUCUAAAAUUUUAAUCCACCACGGUAUUGGGAUUCUUUAAUGUUGAGGUGUGUCUGUAGAAGAUGUAUAGGCUCUAGUUAUCUCCCCUUUAAGAAUAUGUCGGUCAUACUAAAGGGUAAUCUAUUUCUCCCUAUAAAUAUUGCUGCUUUAUAAAUGUUUAUCUACUUCAAUGUACUUAAUGAAUUCUAGCCAGUUCGAUGUAGUUCAGUGUAUAUUUAAUACAGUAAUUCAAUCAAUGUAGUUGUUUAUUUGGAUUUUCUUAGGAUAUAGUAAACAAAUUUAUCUCAUUUCUUAGACUAGAACCAUUAUCUAAGGCAUGUAGUGUUUUUGGAGUACCCGCACGUGUUCCCUGAGGUUAGCAAUAUCUUGUUUCAAUGUUUUGAUUUCAUUAAGUAUGUAGUAGUGUCUUUUCUAAUCUUUCUUGUAUCCAGAAGUACAGCCAAAUUAUUCAAUCAUGCUGGUUGUUAUAACUUAAUUUGUUUUUAAAUUGUCUCAGGUUUUGGGUGUUUUUAUUUGGCAAAAAAGUUUAUUCCAUGAGCUCCCAGGGCCUUUGUUCUAGGGGUUGCACUAAACCCUUCAGCCCUAUACCUUCAUCUCUAAAUGGGGUUACCAUUAAUGCCACCCUUUCCGUUAACUAAUUUUUGAUUUGACGUUCUGAGUCUGUUCAAAAUUUUCUUUUCAAUCAUGUGAUAUUUUAAAACCAUAUUUCUUUCUAUGUAGUCCCAUAUAUUCUGUUAUCAAUUAUACAUGUAUAUAUUUAUAUGCAUAGCCUAUUUAUAACCUCCAUUAGCUAGCAGCGGCUGGUUGUUAUGUAUAACACAGAUUUGAAGAUGUUUAUUUAUAUAAUAAAGGCUGUUUAAAUCAAA